AUGGCGACAUCUGCUGUGACGGGGAAAUCCACGCCUGCAUCUGCUAGCAAUGCAUCCCUCCGGCUGGAGAAGAGCCAUCCCGGAGUUCGCCGCUCGACUCCCGAUUCCGAAGCUCUGGCUUCUUCAGAUGACGAGGUCGAGCAACAUCAACAGACACCGACCGCCACGAGUGCACCAGCGCCUAAACCAGCGCGGCGCACAUCAUGGCUGAACGAAGUGCCACAGACUCUGCCUAGGAAAGCUUCACUGACUACAGGAGGGCCUCUUGCUUCGACAGGUUCCAAUCCUUCGACCCCUGCAGCUGACCAGAGCCCGUGGGCUACCACCACGAGCCCAAGCCUCAGUGGUUCUAUAUCUUGGGGCCAUGGUGGCAGUAACUUCCCUUGGGGGACCGGUAUUUGGAACACUGAGUCACGCAAAGAGCCUCCACCGCGACUCAGUGAGUUAAGCCUCUCACCCACAAUGCCAAAUCCGCCAAAUACAAGCACCGGUGCUGCGGAUGAGGUUCUUAGUCCCACCUCUCGAACACUGCCCGGCGAUUCAUCCAUCCCUUUCACAAUUCCUCUUCAUCCGACCCCCAAGACAUAUCGCUCACAGUCGUAUUCUGUCGGACAGCUCGAUCCCGAGACAGUCAAAUUGAUGACUGCCAAAGCGGCUAGCUAUUACAAUACCGGUCGUGGGAGAAAUGGUGGUCCGUAUACGGGUUUACAGCAUCGAUCUUCUCGACCAAGCUUACUGGGGGAGCUAGGUCACGAUUCUGCUUUGCUGGGUCAGGUUCGCGAGGACGAUGAUGGCGAAGACAAGGCGAAUGAUUCCGACGGCAGUUACUCUUUGGCUUCGAAUCAGGCACGCACUAUCGAACAGUUGACGAGAGAGAAUGCGCUCCUGCGUCAGGCAGCCGGUCAAUUGGACAGUGCGCGUUUAAGGGACCGAGCAGCGUCUUCUGCUUCGGCCAACAUUGCUGGCGGUAUUCACAACUUGCAUCGCAUACGCGGUAGCGUUCCAGAAGAGUCUGACCUUGCUGUAGAAGACUUGGAUGAGCUGGGCGAUAUUCCUGGUUACAGCAACAUUCGGAGUAAUGCCAGGAGAAGAUUCUCGGAGCAUUCUGCUAAUCUCGAGAAGCAAUUCCCGACGUUCGCCUCGCUGGAAAACAGACCCCUGGAGAAUCUCAAAAGAGCUCACUGGCAGACGUCCCUUGGCUUUGGCAGCAUCAGCGAGCUUCCGCAGAGUCGGCGACACUCCUUCGCGGAUAUCCCUCCAAGACACACAUCGAUCAGUUCGAUCGGGGAGUCACAGUCUCACAUAGGUUCCGUGAAUUCUCGAUCAGGCCCGGGAGAUCGAGAAGAAGGACUUUCCAACAUCAUGGAUGGAACCAUUACUACAUCCCCGGGAGAGAACCGUGAGUAUUACCAUUUUCGCCCGACCCGUCACCUUCAACAGAAUGAAUUAGAACUGGAGCAUUUACGAGCGAGAGAAUUUGCAGCAUCGUACUUUUCCGGUCGCGAGAAACUUCACGCCGGUGCCGAUUCGCUUCCUUCGUCCGCAAUUCCCACCUCGCUGCACCAGGCGUAUAAUAUGCCGACCUCCUUUGGCCGCCCACAAGCGGGAUUGACCCAGCCUCACCAGAAUCAGCUCCUGUAUAUCGUCACGUUCAAAUGCCACCGGGCGGAUGUCUUUUACAUUCAAGAGGACACCGGUCUUCAGGUCAAACCUGGUGACCUUGUCAUCGUAGAAGCGGAUCGCGGCACGGAUCUGGGAACCAUCCAGCAUGCGAACGUCACCUGGCAACAGGCGCGGGAACUGAAAGAGAAAUAUGCGGAAGAACAUUACAAAUGGCUGAUGAUGUUCUCUCGACAAGCCCAAAAUGGAGCAUCGAUCCCUCCUAGUCGUAGCGCAAUAGGUGGCAUGGGACCAACGGGCUCACACGGCCAUGAAUCGCAGGCUUCAGAUAUCAAACCCAAGCUGAUCAAGCGGCUCGCCCAGAACCACGAGAUCUUGACCCUGCGAGACAAGGAAGGCAACGAAGCCAAAGCCAAGCGAGUCUGUCAACAGAAGGUUGCUGAACAUCGGCUCAACAUGGAAAUUCUAGAUGCCGAGUUUCAGAUGGAUUGGAAGAAAUUGACCUUUUAUUACUUUGCGGACACCUAUAUCAACUUCAACCCUCUGGUAACCGAUCUGUUCAAGAUCUACAAGACCAGAAUUUGGAUGUCUGCUAUCAAUCCUGCAUCUUUCGCGUCGCCCCAUGCUGGCCUCCCACCUCCAGGUGCGAGUUCCGUGGGUUAUGGUCAAGAGACAGCGUCCGACCGUCGUCAUCAGCAUGAUCUCAGAGGAUACAAUCUCCCUCAAUUGUCAACGGCACCGGGCAAUCUUCGAGAUCCCCUGGAUUCCCAGAGGGAUGCUGUCUCUAACCCCGUCGGCGGUCUUCGUAACGCUUACAUGGACCCUUACCAGUCUUUUGGCCCGGCCGGUCGCCAGCCAGAGAUGGGAUUUGGUCACGCCGUUCCACAAAAUGAUCCGUUUUCAUCAUACCCGUCAACCGGUUAUGGAGCGCUGGAUCCCGGAGUGUCGGACUACACUGCAGCAAACAUUGCCGGUUCUAGCAACGGACAGAGAAUCAAUCCGACUCAAGGAGACUGGGUCAACAGAUUUCAGGGCCUGUCUCUCGGGUCGAUUCAGAAUGCAGACGAAUUGCGGUAA
Rasamsonia emersonii CBS 393.64 is the source of this 2697-nucleotide messenger RNA. RefSeq lists its product as uncharacterized. The transcript has 3 exons. Gene Ontology annotation, cellular component: cytoplasm. Lineage: Eukaryota; Fungi; Ascomycota; Eurotiomycetes; Eurotiales; Trichocomaceae. The record is from RefSeq and is a predicted model, not a curated record. Bases 1 to 2697 code for a protein of 898 amino acids.